GUAAGAAUUCUUGUAAUAACAACAUAGCAGUUGAUCACCCACUUGUUAUUCAAAACAACCGAACUGCAGGGAAGACUUUUCUAAUCCCAGAAUAUAGGUAUAAGCUUGAUGUCUACCGCAGAGAAAAUGUCUACCGCAGAUUUGAUGGAGAAUCUCAGAGAAGAACUCACCUGUUUUAUCUGCCUGGACUAUUUCAACAGCCCAGUGACCACUGAGUGUGGGCACAGCUUUUGCCUGAUGUGUCUCCUCAAGAGCUGGGAGGAACAUAACACGCCUUUAUCUUGUCCUGAGUGCUGGAGGACCUUGGACGGCCCCCAUUUCCAGCCCAAUGAGCGUUUGGGGAGGCUGGCCUCUAUUGGCAGGCAACUCAGAUCACAGGCGUCACAGAAUGAGGACGAACAAGGCAACUUUGGGAGAGUAGGAGCAGCAGCAGCGGCAGCAGUAGCUGCUGCAACUACUAAGGUGUUCUCUGAUGAUGAGCAGAGUACAAAUUCUUUCUCAAUCCCAUGUCAUGGAAUAAACCGAGUGUAUCUUUCAAGUGAGGCUGAGGAACAACACAAAGAAAAACUCCAUGAAAUCCUAAAUCUUUUGCGUAAAAAGAGAAAGGAAGCUCAGGUUAUACUGACCCAUGAGAAGGAGAGAGUGAUACUGUGUAAGGAAGAGACAGAGACAUGUAAACAAGUUGUUGUGUCAGAGUAUAUGAAAAUGCAACAGUUCCUGAGGGAAGAGGAGCAGCUGCAGCUUCAGUUACUGGAAAAGGAGGAGAGAGAAAACGUGAAGAAACUGAGGGACAGUGAGAUCCAGCUGACCCAGCAAAUCAGAAGCCUAAGCAAGAUGAUUGGGCAGAUCGAGUCUGCAUUUCAGAACUCAACCAUAGAAUCUUUUGAGGAGGUGAGAAUAGCACUGGAAAGGAGUGAGUCGCUCUUGCUUCAGUGUCCAGAGGCCACCACCACAGAACUGAGUCUGUGCCGCGUCACUGGAAUGAGAGAGAUGCUACGAAAAUUCAGCUCGGAGAUAACCCUGGAUCCAGCCACAGCCAACGCCUAUCUAAUCCUGUCUGAGGACCUGAAAAGUGUGCGAUACGGAACAACACGACAGCAGUUGCCUGACAACCCGGAACGAUUUGACCAGUCUGCAACGGUGUUGGGUGCUCAGAUCUUUAGCACUGGGAGGCACUACUGGGAGGUGGAAGUGGGAAACAAGACGGAGUGGGAAGUAGGCAUCUGCAAGGACUCAGUGAGCAGAAAGGGGAACCUGCCGAAGCCCCCCGGGGACCUUUUCUCACUCAUAGGGUUGAAAAUCGGAGACGAUUACAGUCUUUGGGUCUCAUCCCCUUUAAAAGGCCAGCAUGUUAAAGAGCCUGUACACAGGGUUGGUGUUUUCUUAGACUAUGAACGUGGACACAUAGCAUUCUAUAAUGUGACAGAUGAGUCCCUCAUCUACAGUUUCCCGCCAGUCUCUUUCCAAAAUUUAGGCCUCAGGCCUAUCUUUUCCCCUUGUCUCCCAAAUGAAGGAACAAAUACAGACCCUCUGACCAUCUGCUCACUGAACAGCCAUGCCUGAGCAACGCCUUGAGCUUCCCUGAGAAUGUGGGCUAAAACCAACAAAUGACUGCUGAUUAAGAUGAUUAAUGCGUUGACAGUAUGAAUAUCGGGUGAUCUGAACAACUCCCCUCCUUGAGAGUUUCCAUUGACUUGCGCCCUCAUUGAACAUUCCUAUUAGACAAUCAACUUCAACAUCGCUGUUCAUAUCCUGUGUUGUUAACUUCAUUCAUCAUUCAGGCUACCCCGUGUGUGUGUUGUCACCCAAAUCAUGGGGGCAGAACUAGCCUUUCUUACCUUGUAUCCCACCUAGGCC
Molecule: messenger RNA, 1857 nt
Organism: Ochotona curzoniae (black-lipped pika)
Lineage: Eukaryota; Metazoa; Chordata; Mammalia; Lagomorpha; Ochotonidae
Gene: TRIML1
Product: tripartite motif family like 1
Exons: 6
Coding region: 109-1563 (484 amino acids)
Molecular function (GO): protein binding
Source: RefSeq, a predicted model, not a curated record